Exophiala bonariae is the source of this 1038-nucleotide messenger RNA. RefSeq lists its product as uncharacterized. NCBI's taxonomy places the organism in Eukaryota, Fungi, Ascomycota, Eurotiomycetes, Chaetothyriales, Herpotrichiellaceae. Gene Ontology annotation, molecular function: oxidoreductase activity, acting on NAD(P)H. The coding region runs from base 1 to 1038 and encodes 345 amino acids. The record is from RefSeq and is a predicted model, not a curated record. The transcript has a single exon.
AUGUCUCUCCAAAAUCGUGCUGCGUGGCUCAUGGCCAAAGAAUCCCCUAUGUUUACUGUGGACUCCGCACCACACACAACUCCCUCAGUUAAUGAAGUCGUUAUUAAGACUAAAGCUAUCGCCAUCAACCCUGCAGACGCCAUCUAUCUGAAAUCUGUGAUGCUCCUGAAAGACUACCCAGCCAUUCUGGGCUGCGAUGUCGCUGGCGAGGUUGUCGAAGUGCACCCUUCUCUAGCCGAAGACUACAGCGUGGGUGACCGUGUCAUUGCCCAAGGCGGAGCUGCAUAUAGGAGAGAUGGUACUUACUGCUACUCCACCUUUCAGGAGUAUGUGGUUGUCAGAGCAGCAAGAAUGACCAAAAUUCCACAACAUGUGGCUUAUGAGGAUGCUGUUGUAUUGCCCCUGGGUAUGGUGACCGCUCUUGCCUGCCUCUUUAUGGAUCAGACGUUGGCAUUGCCAUGGCCACUGGAGCAUGGAGAGAAACCCGGCCAGGGCAAAACACUGUUGGUCUGGGGCGCUAGUAGCAGCGUCGGCUCUUGUGGUGUCCAAUUGGCUGUCCACGCGGGAUACGAGGUAGUUGGAAUUGCGAGCAAGAGGAACCACGAGAUGGUCAAAGGCUUGGGGGCAACCGCGUGCUUUGAUCAAAGUGAUCCAAAUCUUGUUGAGGAUAUUGUGCAGAGCCUGAAAGGAAAAGCUGUCAUGGGAGCUUACGACGCCAUUCAUGAUGACGAGACGCUGAACACGCUUUGCGAGAUCCUUGAUAAGAUUAAUGAUCGAAGGCUGAUAGCGUCGAUUUCACCUGGUGCUGAAGCGAAGGGCACGAGAGGAGUGAAAAUCGUGACCAAUUUUGCAGCAAUUGGGGUUGAAAGCGACAUUCCCAAGCUGGUCUGGCAAUGGAUCCACAGAGCAAUGGAGAACAAGACAAUCAAAUAUAUGCCACGCUCAGAGGUGGUUGGAAAAGGGCUAGAAGAUUUGCAGAAGGCUGUUGAGCUGCUGGGACAGGGCGUGAGUGCGAAGAAGCUGGUGGUUUCCAUCUGA